ACCUCAGUGUACAGGACUACAACUACAGAGCCACAACCCUCUCAUCCGGGUUGUCUGUCAGUGGAGUACUCUGUCGUGCUGUAGUCUGUCGUGUUGUAGAGUGUGGUUGUUGGUUUGUGGAGAAUAUGUUUAGUGGGACCCUACGGGACAGUGACAAGAGUCGGUUCUGGGUUGACGGAGCUGUGGCCAGUGUGCUUGAAUUAAUGUUUGGAUCACUGCUGCUCAUAUUUCUUUCCACAGUCAAUGGUGUCCCAGUGUGCGAGUGGGGCAGAUAUGGACAAAACUGCGACCAACUAUGUUCACAUCUCUGUAGACUUCACCCUGGCAGAAACCUUCCACCGUGUGACAAAGAUACUGGGAAAUGUUUAGAAGGAUGUGUCCGUGGUCGGCAUGGUGACCACUGUGAUCAACUCUGUAGCCAGAACUGCAUCAACACCACGUGCAAUCAACCCAACGGGGGAUGUACCCUCGGGUGUACAGACGGAUACACUGGGUAUUUCUGUAACAAAACGACAGUUUCCACAGUUAAUGGUUUCCCUGUGUGCCAGUGGGGCAGAUAUGGACAAAACUGCGACCAACUAUGUUCACAUCUCUGUAGACUUCACCCUGGCAGAAACCUUCCACCGUGUGACAAAGAUACUGGGAAGUGUUUAGAAGGAUGUGUUCGUGGUCGGCAUGGUGACCACUGUGAUCAACUCUGUAGCCAGAACUGCAUCAACACCACGUGCAAUCAACCUAACGGGGGAUGUACCCUCGGGUGUGCAGACGGGUACACUGGGUAUUUCUGUAACAAAACGACAGUUUCCACAGUACAGAGUGGCACAAUAUGUGACUCUGGCAAAUAUGGACCAAACUGUGACCUCCGCUGCUCUGAACAAUGUGGUCUAUUUCCAGAGACGAACCACCGACCGUGUGACAAAUACACUGGGAAA
Haliotis rubra (blacklip abalone) is the source of this 932-nucleotide messenger RNA. Its product is annotated as multiple epidermal growth factor-like domains protein 10. The annotation marks the transcript as partial. The transcript has 5 exons. NCBI's taxonomy places the organism in Eukaryota, Metazoa, Mollusca, Gastropoda, Lepetellida, Haliotidae. The record is from RefSeq and is a predicted model, not a curated record.